AAAUUGGCAGGGAAAACAGAUACUAAGUCAAAAUGAUUACAAUGAACGAGUUGGUUGAUCUACGAAUGCAGCAACAUAUUGCACAUGAAAUAUAUCGACAGCAAAUUAUGCAACGGAUUCCAGAUCCAUUUCCACCAAUGCUGCCCAUUCCAAUGCCAAGGCACGUUAUCAUGCCACCACGUGUAAGUCUCCCAGGAGUAGAUGUCAACUUACAAAAUAAUGAACUUUGGCGGCAGUUUCAUCAAAUUGGUACAGAAAUGAUAAUUACUAAAAGUGGCAGACGAAUGUUCCCAUCUUUACGUCUCUCACUUUCAGGGCUUGAAGAGGAGGCUAACUAUUGCGUUUUACUGGAAAUGGUGCCAAUUGGUGAUUGUCGUUAUAAGUUUUCGGGAUCCCAAUGGGUACCAGCGGGUGGUGCAGAACCGCAAAGUCCUCAACGUAUGUACUUACAUCCUGAUAGUCCAGCCUCUGGUGCACAUUGGCAAGCUCAGCCUAUACUUUUUAAUAAAGUUAAACUCACAAACAAUACACUGGACAAUAACGGACACAUUGUAUUGGCGAGUAUGCACAAGUAUCAGCCACGCAUCCAUAUCAUUCGCACGGCGGAUCUAACGCAGAUACCCUGGGCACCGCAACAAGCAUUCUUAUUUCCAGAAACUGAAUUUGUAGCAGUCACUGCCUAUCAGAAUGAUCGCAUCACAAAAUUAAAAAUCGACAACAAUCCAUUUGCAAAAGGUUUUCGUGAAACUGGACAGUCGCGAUGCAAGCGUAAAAUGUCUUCAUCACCCUCCAAUGAAGAUCAUGAUAAUAAUAUGCAACAGGAAGGCCAACAACAACGACUUUUACAACAACAACAAAGUGAUCUGUCGCCGAUGAAAUCCAAUUCAACAACGAACAGUAGUGAUUCGGUUCCGUCAAUUUGUUUUGAUAAAACUGCAUUAGGAGCUUUGCCCGAAACCAACGAUUUUGAAAUUAGUCAACAAAUUAAACGCAUAAAAUCAAAUGGUUCCGCUUGCUCUACAACGUCGCAAGAAGAAAUUAACAUAAUUAGUGGUAUUAGCGAAAUCGACCAGAUUAGCAGAGCUCCAAUUUUAAAAGCAGACCAUGAUUUGCAUAUAUCAGCACAUGGUUGCCACCAGCCGCCUAAUUUAACGCUUGCCUUUGGGAAUCGUGGCAUUAGCACUGGCGCUGGAACGACAUCAACUUUUAUGCAUAAUUUCCAACAGAACAUGCAAACACUAUUGCGACCUUCUAUUGCUGAUUUAGCUUGUACGUAUUUCAACAGACCACAAUUAUUAUAUCCACCUAACAUUUACUCCCAGCACACUCUUUUGGUUAAUGAAGCAGAACCAAACAAUUUAACAACUAAUACGAAGUUCGAUGUGCAUGAAUCAUUUCAACUUGCGUCUAUGCAAUUACACUCUGAUACUGAAACUGAUGAUGUUAGAAUUAAUAUCAAUGAAUCAGAAACGAAUGCAGAAGUCGAUAUAGAAGCCUCUUCGAAAUCAUCGGAUGAAACAUUGGAAAUUCAAGAACAGCAAUCAAAUAUUCAUUCUGUAAAAUCUCCAACUAAAAGAAACGCUUUCAGCAUUUCAGCUAUUCUGGGUGGGAACAGUUGAAGUUUGAAGUUUUUGAAAUAUUCUGUGUAAAAAAUCUUC
Messenger RNA from Teleopsis dalmanni, 1658 nucleotides. RefSeq names its product T-box transcription factor T-like. The record is from RefSeq and is a predicted model, not a curated record. Gene Ontology annotation, molecular function: DNA-binding transcription factor activity, RNA polymerase II-specific; RNA polymerase II cis-regulatory region sequence-specific DNA binding. Gene Ontology annotation, cellular component: nucleus. The coding region runs from base 33 to 1619 and encodes 528 amino acids. The transcript is spliced from 5 exons. Lineage: Eukaryota; Metazoa; Arthropoda; Insecta; Diptera; Diopsidae. Gene Ontology annotation, biological process: positive regulation of DNA-templated transcription; heart development; cell fate specification.